This is a messenger RNA of Paramacrobiotus metropolitanus, 2135 nucleotides long. RefSeq names its product non-structural maintenance of chromosomes element 1 homolog. Gene Ontology annotation, cellular component: Smc5-Smc6 complex; nucleus. Gene Ontology annotation, biological process: double-strand break repair via homologous recombination; DNA damage tolerance. Lineage: Eukaryota; Metazoa; Tardigrada; Eutardigrada; Parachela; Macrobiotidae. The transcript has 8 exons. Gene Ontology annotation, molecular function: ubiquitin-protein transferase activity. The coding region runs from base 804 to 1904 and encodes 366 amino acids. The record is from RefSeq and is a predicted model, not a curated record.
GCUGGUGAGAACAGCGUCUUCAUGUCCUUUCAGUUCCAUCUCAAUCAUACGGAAAAGUUUAUCGUCUUCCUGAGAUUCUUGUUGCAACUACAAGACAAACUUAAGAUUUAUUUGCUGAACAUCAACAUUUGCUGUUUUCAUCCGAACACAACAAAGCAUAAUAUAAUAAUUACAUUACUGCAUAAACGCAACAUUAUGGUGCGUAAAGCGGUAAACGAGCAUUUUAUGAAAUUUUACUUUCAAUGUCGUUCCGUGGUCGGUCUUUAUGGGUUCUGAAACAGUCCUACGGACUGAAGCUGCCCUUGCAUAAGUACGCGACCAUAUUCGCCAGAAAGGAAGACCGGGAUCACAGCUUAUGAAAGAUAUUCGCGAAGAUUCAGCAAGAUGUUGCCCAGCGCAGGAUGCGCAUCGAGAGGCUUGUGCUGUCAAGCGCGCUGCCGUCGAAAACAUAACUGCGGGGUUUUUCUACAACUUUACUCGGCGAUCUCUGAGACUUCCGGUUUGCAACGAUGCCUCCAUGGGGCGGUCGGUAGCGCCCAACAUCGCAACAUCCCCUCUUUGUUUUCCACAUUUCUGCUUCUCAGUCUGCACCGAAUGUUUUUUGUCGCUGGUGGUUGUUCAGAAUCAAAAGGGGUAAAUGUCCUCUGGCUUGUUUUCAUUUUCAGUGAUGAUUUGUCGCUGACUGCAUAGCUGAGUGGUUUUAACAGUUAAUGUGUUCGAUCAGAUAUUGCAUAGCCAUAAUCUGAGCCCCGACACAGUCAUCAGUCGUAUUCUGAAAGCAAGUGCUGGCAGCUUUUGACAACAUGUCGCAACGUCUUCGUACAUCUCCGCGGCGAACGCGUCAACAAACUCAACAAAGUUCCCAGAAUUCUCAAGCAUCCCGAGAUGCCUCUCCUCGUGCUAGUACGUCGGGCGGAACCGCUGCAGACGUUGCAGAAGCAGGGCCUGUCAUUCAAGAAGCGGUGGAUUUCGCCCGCUUUGGCUCCUUUCAUCGCUCACUCUUAAAUGUUUACAUGAAUAGUUCGAUGCUGAAUAGCGCCACCGUGCAUCAGACAUUUCGACAAACCUGCGAAGCAUUUGGUGUGAAAUGUCCUGAGACUCCGCAAGAAUAUCUGAAAUCUCUGGCCACAACAAUAAGCGUGAUCAAUACGAGACUGAAGAAGUAUAAUCUUGUUAUCAAAAGAGUGUCAUCUGGAAACAGCGUCGAAAGUUACUAUUGCUUGGCAAAUUCGUCCAAAGGAGGCGUGUAUAAACUACAGGAAAUUUUUAAGGCGGCUGAACUGGAACUCUUGUAUAAUGUGGUUCCGAAGAUUCUGGAAUCGGAGCGUGGCUUCAUCACCAAGCACCAGGCCAUGUCUCGCGAUGCAGCGUCGCAGUUCAAAAUAUCUCAACAUGCGGCCUCCGAUAUCGUCAACCAGUUCAUUAAUUUAGGCUUUCUUACGGAAUCAGACGAUGAUCAAGGUAAAGUGUCGUUGGGCCCGCGAACACUGGCGGAGUUGGAGCCAUUCCUUCGCGACACGAACCGAGACGCUGUGCAAAUGUGCGCACUUUGCCGCGGACUGAUAACUGCGCAGGCUUAUCAGUGUACAAACGUGGAUUGCCGGAAACGAUGCCAUUCGGCAUGCCUUGUUCGCAUGAUCAGCCCACGCAAUCAAAACACGAAUGUCAGAUGUCCCAAUUGCACUUCGGUAUAUCCAGCGGACGCUGUGCAGCGUUAUCGAAGGUUGGGGAAGCAGAAAUGUCAGCAGUUAACCGACGUGAAGGAGACAGAAGAACAAAAGCGUGUUUCUGUACAAGAGAAGGAAGAGCAGUUUUUACAUCCCAAGAAAAAUUAUUCCCCUACACGAGAUGGUCGUGUAACCAGAAACAGUGCCAAUCGCAGUCAUGAACAAAUUGACGAAUGAAUCCGAGCGCUGCUGUGGUUUUUUGGAACAAAUAUAAACGUGUUUUGGAACCGCGAAAUUGUCUGUUUAAAAAAUCUGCUGUUGCUUUUUUUAACUGUGGUCUUUAGCUAAAUUUACAAAUAGUAAAAACAGGUACAUAUGUAGAUAUUCCUACAAUAAUCGUGGAAUGGCUCACACUCGUGACUCGAAGCCCUUCUGAUUUUUUUUCGGACAGAACAUAAAACCGACGUU